This is a messenger RNA of Paramisgurnus dabryanus, 5038 nucleotides long. RefSeq names its product major facilitator superfamily domain containing 14Ba (gene slc71a2a). The record is from RefSeq and is a predicted model, not a curated record. NCBI's taxonomy places the organism in Eukaryota, Metazoa, Chordata, Actinopteri, Cypriniformes, Cobitidae. Gene Ontology annotation, cellular component: membrane. Gene Ontology annotation, molecular function: transmembrane transporter activity. Gene Ontology annotation, biological process: transmembrane transport.
GUUGAUCAUUUUAGUCGACACGCUAUUGUCAGUCUGUUAUCUACUGGAUGUGAUCAUCUGAUCGGAGAUUUUUUUUAGCUUAUCUUUAGCCGCUUUGACGGCUUACAUCACUGUUGAAAGCUGGAAGCAGGCGGCGGUUCGCAGAUAUGCACCCAGCAGGAUGGAGUUUAUGUUGCUCGUAUGAGAAGUGAUGAGAUGAUGAUGAUGGCCCAGGGGGAGAAAGAUCCAAAACACACCAACCAAGUCGUGCUGGUCAAGAGGAUAAUAAUGAAGCACGACAAUCCGGUCCAGCAGGGAAUCGGAAAGCCCAGCGUGUAUCAUGCUGUUGUGGUCAUUUUUCUGGAAUUCUUUGCCUGGGGUCUUCUCACGACACCAAUGCUGACUGUUUUACAUGAAACAUUCCCCAAACACACUUUCUUAAUAAACGGUCUCAUUCAGGGCGUGAAGGGUCUGUUGUCGUUUAUGAGCGCACCAUUGAUCGGCGCCCUAUCAGACGUAUGGGGCAGACGAUCGUUUCUAUUGGUUACUGUAUUCUUCACCUGUGCCCCUAUACCUCUUAUGAGACUCAGUCCAUGGUGGUAUUUUGCUAUGAUAUCCAUGUCCGGUGCGUUUUCCGUCACCUUCUCUGUAAUAUUUGCUUACAUCGCAGACAUUACAGAUGAGCGCGAGAGGAGUACGGCGUACGGACUCGUUUCAGCGACGUUCGCAGCGAGUCUGGUGACGAGUCCGGCCAUCGGUGCGUAUCUCUCGGCCAGUUACGGUGAUAAUCUGGUGGUGCUGUUGGCGACUCUCGUCGCUCUGGCCGACAUCUGUUUCAUUAUGUUGGCCGUCCCAGAGUCACUGCCUGAUAAGAUGAGACUCAAUACAUGGGGAGCGCCGAUCUCAUGGGAGCAGGCCGACCCUUUUGCUUCUUUAAGAAAAGUUGGACAGGACACAACAGUUCUUCUCAUUUGUGUAACAGUGGUUUUAUCGUAUCUGCCCGAGGCGGGGCAGUACUCCAGCUUUUUCCUCUAUUUACGUCAGGUCAUUAAAUUCUCGCCCAAAACGAUUGCCGUGUUCAUUGGAGUGGUGGGAAUUCUCUCCAUCUUGGCGCAGACGCUGUUUCUCACUUUAUUAAUGAGAACCAUUGGAAACAAGAACACGGUUCUCUUGGGUCUGGGUUUCCAGAUUCUUCAGCUGGCCUGGUACGGUUUGGGCUCUGAGCCGUGGAUGAUGUGGGCAGCAGGUGCCGUAGCCGCUAUGUCCAGUAUUACGUUUCCUGCCGUUAGCGCUUUAGUGUCCCACAAUGCAGAUCCAGAUAAACAAGGACUGGUUCAGGGAAUGAUCACUGGGAUUCGGGGUCUCUGUAAUGGUCUGGGUCCUGCGCUCUAUGGUUUCGUUUUCUUCCUCUUUAAUGUGGAGUUGGAUGCCCUUCCAUCAAUAGAAGAGCAGUACACCGUUCCUCUCCAGACGUCCACUGAGAAAAUGACAAUCCCCGGUCCACCGUUUAUCAUCGGCGCCUGCUCAGUGGUGGUGGCGUUUCUUGUCGCUCUGUUCAUACCAGAUCACCGCACACCACCGGCGACGUCCUGCCAAACCAGUAAGACCAGCACGAGCCUGGCCGGAGCCCACACCAACACCCCGCUGCCCGGGAGCGACAAAGACAUCGAACCUUUGCUGGAGGACAGCGGCGUGUGACUUCAGCGAAUGAGAAACGAUAAGCCGGUCAACACAUCACAUACGACUCAUGUGUUCAGUGCUUAAUGUAUUUAUUCUUCAGAUUCGGUCGUUUUUAAGAUGAUGGUCAUUUUAAAUUUUGAACUCAUUUGACUGCACCACACUGAAAUGAAUGAACACACUAAGGGCUUUAUAAGAGGAAUCUGAUUGGAUGUAAUGAAAGUUGAGUUUGAGAAACUCAGAUGUCUGUGGUUGGAUUGAAUCUUUUGAAGUUUCUUUAAAGCUGUGCUCUUCAUGAAUGUGGAUCUUUGGGCAAAGUGCAGUAGACGGUCGUGAUGCUUGUGAGGUUUAAAGAGUAUUGUUAAUGUGUAAACUAAUAGAGCUGAAUUCUUACAAUAAUAUAUUUCACCCCAAAAUAAAAAGAAAUGAAGCCAACUUCUGAAAUUGUUUUACUGUAUUACUUUAAUGUAAUACAGUUUUUUUUUACAAGACAAAAUUUUAUUAAAUCAUUGAUCAAAACUUGAAGCUACAUUUAAUUUCAAAUGCAAAAAUCAUUUUUUGUGCAAAAUCUUUCUUUUGAUUAUGGGGUGAGAUGUGGCAGAUUUUGAAAGUGAAUGUGUCCGUAUUUGUUUCUUAACAUAAGCCUUAAAGUCACAUAUCAUGUGAGAAGAGUUUAUAAGAUAAGAAAUGAAUCUGGUGUUUGAUGUCAGACAGACUGAAGCAUCACAGGUUUGAUGUUGUUAUUUCUCUGAAUUCAUAUGUUUAAGUCUUUAUAUCAUGUGUGUGCGUGUGUAAUGCAGUAGUGUCAGUAUAAACUGAGAGUUAAUGACAUUUUUGUCUCACAUUUUAAAUUCAACAUGUAGGGGCGGUUCCCCUGACAGGGAUUAGACUAGUCCUAGACUAAAAUUUGAAAAAUGUAAAACAGCUUGCACUGACAUAUCUUAAAAUACAUCAGUGCCCUUUGUUUUUUGUUGUGACACAACACAAGUAAUGUUUUUAGUAAGGCAUGUUUGUUCAAACUAGUUAUAUUUCCUGAUUAAACUAAAGCCUAGUCGCGUUUUAAAAUAAUCCCUGUCUGGGAAAUCAUCCCGUAAAGUUUACUACACAUUCCUUGUUUUCUUAGAGAUUCAUUUAUGAAUCCAGAAAUAUUUUUGUCUUUUUUUAUCUUUAUGAAAAUGUUAAGAUUUGCUCUGCUUUCAAAACAACUUUUACUUAGGUUUCAUUCUGUGCAAGCUGAAAUAUCGAGAUCAAUAGAUUAAAUCCGUUUUUUAUACCUAUUUUAAUCAGAAACUAAAUGUUGCAAAUGCAGUUUCAUGUUGACUCUUUGAACAUUGGUAUUCAAUAGCGUUUUAAAUAAGUAAAUACAUUAUAUAUGCUUAAAAUAUUAUACUUGUACAUUUUUCUGUAAAUGUAAUUGUCUUCAUUUCUACACUCGAGAAGACUUGACUCAACAGUACCGUAGUUCAUUACAUUAUAAAACUAAUAGACAUUUGUGACCUCGGACCACAAAACCGCAUGGGUAUAUUUGUAUCAAUAGCCAACAAUACUUUGCAUGAGUCAAAAUUAUCAAAAAUAAUUAGGAUAUUAAGUAAAAAUCAUGUUCCAAGAAGAUAUUUUGAACAUUUCCUACCAUAAAUAUAUCAAAAAUGUAUCUAUAAUUAGUAAUAUGUGUUACUAAGGACUUCAAUUGAACAAUUUUAAAGAUGAUUUUCUCAAUAAUUUGAUUUGUUGCACCCUCAGAUAGUUAUCUCUGCCAAACAUUGUCCUAUUCUAACAAAACAUACAUCAAUGAAAGAGCUUAUUUAUUAUAUGAUAUAAAAAGAAUUCACAUAUGAUUGGUUUUGUGGUCCAGGGUCACAUUUAUAAAAUAAUUAAAAAGUAGCCAACAUACAUACCAGCUACCUCAUGUUUGGACGUUUUGAGGAAUGAGGUGAAAUUUUGACUUUAAACUAUUUUUUAAACUACUUUAAUUAUUUUGUUAAUGUUUAUAACCACAUUCCUUUGGUCCAGUAUGAAAUUAUUUGAGAUCUUUCCAAGAUAUGACAGUGUGAACUCUAUUGACUGAUCCUUGUAUUGAUUGUGUCUAGGGCUGCAAAAUGAUUAAUCGCGACUAAUUGCGACUAAUCGUUUGCAGAAUAAAAGUUUUUUUGUUUACAUCAUAUAUAUGUGUGUGUGUAUUGUGUAUAAAAAUGAUAUAUGUAUAAAUGCACACACAUGCAAGUAUAUAUUUAGAACAUUUUUAUAUUUAUAUAUAAUUUAUAUUAUAUAUAAUUAUAAAUGCGUAAAAUACAAAUAGAUUUUUUUUCUUAAAUACAUACAUGAAUGUGUGUAUGAUUCAUAUAUAAGUAAUUAUUAUACACACAUAUAUAUAUAUGAGUUAAAUAAAAAACUUUUAUUCUGCAAAUGAUUAGUCGCAAUUAGUCACGAUUAAUCGUUUUGCAGCCCUAAUUGUGUCCCUCAUUAUUGGGGCUCAUAUAAGCUGAGGUGUUGAUGUUUGUAGGUAUUUAUGGCUUUUUCACACUGCUCAUCUGAUUUAAGUACGCUUUUACAUUUGCCAAAUGAAGUUGUGUGUGAAAGAAUUGUGUUUGAGAAAAGUUUCAGCCUGACCUGAGCUCAGUGAUUCCUGUUUGUCAAACACAUCCAUCAUUCCCUAACAGCACAACGGCAGCUUCAACAUCCCUUUCACUUCUUCUGUGACCCCUGAAACAGCCAGAAAAUAUCAUUAGCAUCUGAAUUUCCAUACCUUCCUAUUAUUUAUUCUCAACCUUUGACUUUUAUUUGUGUUUUGCAUUAUCCGAAUUUUCAAUCACAUUAUUAUGCAGCAAAGCAAUGGUGUGUGUGUGUGUGUGUGUGUGUGUGUGUGUGUGUGUGUGUGUGUGUGUGUGUGUGUGUGUGUGUGUGUGUGUGUGUGUGUGUGUGUGUGUGUGUGUGUGUGUGUGUGUGAUGGGCAAACGCUUGGUAGCGGCCCAUGCUUUGGGUUUUGUAUAUAGGACAAUGUGCACAGCUUGUAAUGUAAUAUAACAGGUCAUAUGAAUACUUUUAGGAUUGUACAGUAUUGUAUAUGUAUUGAAUAAUAGUAUUAAGGAAUAAACUUGUGUUACCUGUCGGACCUGAAAUAUUUUGGAUCAGUAUGACAUGCGUCAGUCCAAAUGUCUCUUGAGCAGAUGAUACUAGUGCCGUCUGCGAAGCAUGUACUCUAAAGUCAUUUUAGUUUUUUUUUUAAGAUUAUUUUGAACAUGUAUAUACUGAAUACAUGAAGCAGCUAUUACAGUUGAUAAAAGUGAUGUACAGGGACCUUGAUGUAUUUUUUGUCUGUAUUGUGGGAAUCUAUUAAAUAGUUGCACAUGUUCAAUAAAUAACACUAUGAUUAUGUGUGACGUCA